Drosophila suzukii is the source of this 1362-nucleotide messenger RNA. RefSeq lists its product as uncharacterized. Lineage: Eukaryota; Metazoa; Arthropoda; Insecta; Diptera; Drosophilidae. The record is from RefSeq and is a predicted model, not a curated record.
UUGAUAAAUCCAGAUAUAUCACCCAAGGAGCGGCAGACGGCAGCUGGCAAGAUGCUCAAGUGGGCUGUCAACCAGCCGCGAAACUCGUAUUUGGCCAAAGAGCUGGUUCUGGGAAUGGGAACGGCAUCGGGAUCGGAGACAGGAUCGCUGGAGCCAAGGCCGGAUCAUGUGGUGGGCUCCAGCUACAGCGAGUUCCACGCCCUGCGCGGCAAGCUCAAGAGGAAGUCGCUCUCGCUGGUCCUGGGCCAGGGCAAGGAGAACCAGCUGACCUCCACGCCACUACCGACCAGCUCCCUGAUCCUCAACACACGCACGCCCCCACUGAAGGACCUCAGCAACAUCCUGGCCACACCGCCAUCGGGAGGAGGAGGAGGAGCCAUUGGAGCUGUGCCCUCGGCUGCUGCAGCUCCCCCCAAGUUCGCCUGCACCCUGCCCACCUUCGAGGCGGAGUACUCGCCCAAUGCCACCGUCAUCCCGGGCUCCCUGAUCGCCCUGCGCGGCGUGGGCAUCCCGGACAGCUACUUCGAGAAGCCACGUUACCUGGAGCAGAAGGAUCUGCCCCAUCCCGCUCCCCCCGCCGCUGGACAGACCACACUCAGCUCUAGCCAGAUGGGCGAUGUCACCCUGGAGCGCAUGAUCGAUGCCAUCCUGGAGAGCAACCGCAAGGUGCUGCCCAAUGCCCGGCAGCCGCAUCUCCGCAAGCCCAGGCAGCAUCUCCGCCAGCGGCACAGGCAGCAGGUGCUCCGGAGCAGCCACAGCCACGCCCAGGUCCCCUCGCCCACCUACCGCCCCGCCUUCGAUCCGGCCAGCGAUCUGUGCGAGUACUGGAAGUCGCCCUCGCGGAGGGACUCCCUUCCAGCCGAUGGCUUCGAGGAGCGGGAGGUGUGCUCCCCCGUGCCAGUUGUCAAUCCCGUCCAGUCGCAGGGCAAGAGGCACUCCCUGCAGCUGCGCAGGCAGCGGGUGGUGCGCCGCAAGCGCAAGAUCACCACCAAGAUCUCCUCCAGCGUCAGGCAGUCGGCGCAAAAGCUGCUGGCUGCAGCCAGGUCCGGAUCCGCAGUGCCCAGCCACCGAAGCGCCCAGAAGAGGCGCUACAUCAGCCCCGAUAGUGGCCACAACUCCACCAGCGACUUCGAGGAGGAGCUGGUGGCCAUGGGAUCCUUCGGCGGACGGGCGGAGGCGGUCACCAAGAGGCGACUCAGCUUCUCCUACGCCGAGGAUCUCUUCGUGGACAAGUGACCCAACUGGAGGCUCCUCCGCAUGUUACUUUUUGACUUUUUGUUUGGUUACAACUAAAUCAUUUUUUUUUGUGUGGCUAAAAGCGCAGAAUUGCCUUGGAAUUCGUAUGUUAAAACAGAUCCUAUA